AUGGAGCGAUUCGGCGGUUUGAAGAAAGAAGGAAGAAGAUUCGGUAAAGCAGGAGCUGCUGCUAUUGGAGACAAGUGCAGCGCCGCCCCUGUCAAAGGGAAAUUUAAGCUGCGCACGAAAGACCCACUGCCACAACUGACGAAGAAACAACCGAAUCAGGAGACGAAGCCCAAGGCAAAGUUUCUCAUGUCGGCGGGAACAAGCACAGCAACGGAGAAGAGCACCGCAAAGCUCAGCGGCUUUGCCGCCAACAGCUUCAUGCGACCAGCAGCGACGGGUAACCCACCAAAGAAGACCACGGGCUUCAGCUUUAUGAAGUUUCAGUCCAAAUCAACUGAGCUCGGGAAGACAACCGAUGAUUUUUCAGCAAAAUCGACAUUUCCAGGAUCAAAGCCAUUGCCGGGCAAGUUUUCCGUUAAUGUGCCGACCAAGAAGAAGAGCAAGACGACAAGUGGAACUGGAGCAAAGGAUAAGGAAACCUUGUUGUUCAAGACACAAGCAAAAGGAACUGCGCCAUUUGCUUUCGGCGCAGAAACUAAGUCUUCUGCAGCAAAAAAGAGAAAAGUAGCUGGGUUAUUUCAUCAAGACAAGAAGACUGCGUUCCCGAGCAAAACUGGACGUGCAAAUUCAAGCUUCAUGUUGAAAAACCCUGCUCUAAAGGAGGACACAGAGAAGCAGUCCGGGGCUUGUGCCGAGAACUUGAAAGCUAUAGGAAGCAGCACCUCAUUCGCCACAAAGAUGGGUGCCAUGAAGACGACGGUAAACGACGCAACUGUUUUGAAGAAGAGAGGCUUGUUAGCAGGGGCAGCUCCAGCAUCAAAGAGGUGCAAGACUCAAGACGUGCGAGGCCUUGGAAAUCCCAACAAGAUGACCAACCGGGUGAUCAAGUCAGGGACUUCUUCAGGAGAUGCCUGUCGUGAAAAAGAGGAUUCAGGCGUGAUUGCACCUCUCGUACUGCUAGCUCUCAAGCCAGCCUCAACAUCUCAAGAUCCUGUUGCUGAUGUGGAGUUGAGUGCUGUGGCUCCGUCUCCUGACUGCAGAGAGGAUUGUCUUAGCGGAGUUGAGGAAGAGCUCGCAGUGAAUCUCUUGUGCACGGUGGACGAUGACAAUGAAGACGAGUUCCUAACGAGGGUGGCUACUAUUGAGGAAUUCACCGAUCGUGUCGGGCAAGAGCAAAAGCAACUUCACAAACGUCUUCUUGACGCCCACGCUGAUGUCAGUGAGUGUUUGCUCGAUGCCCUUACUGAUCUCAUGGUAGAAGAGGGAGGCAUCGGGAUUGAUAAGCUUGAUUUUGACAUGAACAUCAAUGUCGAUGUUGGCGACGCCUUCCUGCAAGAUGACGAGAUCCAAGUUUUCCAGUAA
Messenger RNA from Phytophthora nicotianae INRA-310, 1362 nucleotides. RefSeq lists its product as hypothetical. The transcript is spliced from 8 exons. NCBI's taxonomy places the organism in Eukaryota, Oomycota, Peronosporomycetes, Peronosporales, Peronosporaceae. Bases 1 to 1362 code for a protein of 453 amino acids. The record is from RefSeq and is a predicted model, not a curated record.